Molecule: messenger RNA, 6781 nt
Organism: Myxocyprinus asiaticus (Chinese sucker)
Lineage: Eukaryota; Metazoa; Chordata; Actinopteri; Cypriniformes; Catostomidae
Exons: 18
Coding region: 249-6506 (2085 amino acids)
Source: RefSeq, a predicted model, not a curated record
GUUUGUUUCUCUGCUUGUGCUCGCGGUGAAGGGAGUUCGUACAGUGAAGCGUGGGUUAUGAACGUUAGUUUUACGAACUCGGUUCGAAUGCGAUAAAAACAACUUUAGGAUUUGCGUUGAGGAACAAUCUGAUUGGUUAAAAACACGCAAAAUCGAACUGACGUGGUAGUGAGGCGGUUAUUUCUGGUUGGUCACCGAUCAUCUGGUGGCUGUCGUAUGUCACUGACCAGUUGCCGCACUUGAGUAAAAUGGGGAAACAUCGUAAAAAACGUGCAAAAGGAAACCAAAAUGGCCAACCUCCAGGACCUGGUCCUCAGCAGGGGGUGCGUCCUGCAGCACCCGCUCCUGCGCUGCCCAGGCCUAUUCUUCCUCAAGGAGGGGUUCGCGCUCCUGCUCCCGGUCGCCCGAUGAGGAAACAUCGUAAAAAACGUGCAAAAGGAAACCAAAAUGGCAAACCUCCGGGGCCUGGACCUCAGUGUGUGGUGCGUCCUGCAGCACCCGCUCCUGCGCCGCCAAAAGUGCGCUGGCCCAGGCCUCAUCCUCCUCACGGCGGGGUUCGCGCUCUAUUGCCUACUCCCGGUCGCCCGAUGGGUCUGCCGGGUCAAAGGUUUCCUAGGCCCCCACACAACUUCGGACCGCAGCCCUCGAGGAUGAUGAUGAUGAUGGACAACAUGGCCGAUGACAGACGGUUUAUGAAUGUACGCCCGCCGCUGCUUGAUGUUGAUCCGCGCUUUAAGUGCGGACCGCGCUUCCGCCCACCAGAGUUUGAUGAUCGACCAGCUUUCCCCAUGAUGAAUCCUGGAUUCGCCCCGAUGGAGCGGUUUGGUCCAAGAGACCCACAUUUUAUGCAACCAAUGGAUGUACAUAACGUUCCUCUCCCCGGGAUAGCAUGUCCACCCCAAUCUCAGAAGAAAAAAGAUCAGCCAGCACUGAAAGACACCAAGAUCAAUUCUCCCAAGACGAUGGCAUCAAAAUUAUCAACGUUCAAGAAUAUUACAGCAAACGUGCCCCGUGGACGCUCACUGGGAAUCAUUUCAUUUAUUGGUAAUAAUUGUGGUUUCAUUGAACGGGAGGAUCUGAAGAAAUUUUCGUUUGUCUUUGAUGCCUUUUUUGGAAUACGAUCACACCUGGUGCCUGGGGUUAAAGUGCAUUUUACUGCCGUGAAAAAUCUGGGAAAAGAAUGUGCAGUUGAUGUGAAAGUGGCCCCAAGAGGAACAGAGGACAUUGACAGUACAGUGUAUGAAGGCGUUGUUACUACAGCCCUUCCUGAUGGCAAAGUCAAGGAGCCUAAUCCUGGCUGCAUCAGGACCAUUCUCUCUGUGGAUCCCGUUAAACUGCCCUUCGGAAAGCAGGACACCAAUGUGACUCUUCUGCUGUAUGAUCGUGUGGAGUUCCAGUUGCUGACAGAUCUUAUUACUAGGGAACAAAGAGCCACACACAUCAAACCAAAAACACCAGAAACUUUUCAGCUCACUAAGGAAAUCAGAGAGAUGGGUGUGAUCAUGAACAAGACUGAUGGAACCCUGACCAUUAUGACAGAGACAUACAAUAACCUGACUGCUUCGGCUGCUGACAGUUUAUCUGAAGAUGAACUUGACGUCAUGGAUGAAGUGGAGCUAACUGUUAUAACCGUGAACGACACAAAGAAGGCGGUCCGACUCAAAAAGCUACCUGAGGGCUCUGUUACCUUUAAUCAUCAAGCAAAAAGCAAUGAAAAUAUUUCUGGAGUAAAGGACAACACGCCUGGCACUGACCCUGUUAAAGACAAGCUGGUAACCUCAGAGACUGGUUCUCAAGAGUCAGCUGUCUCCUACGAUGUGAGCAGUGAGAAAUACGAGGGAACAGUUGUCAAAAUCAUGCCAAAGAAUUCCCAAACCCAGGAAAUGAAGCAGAAGUACAAGCAAGAGCCCAGUUUGGGUCAACUGGUUUCAACAGUGGAGGGCACAGAGAAACGCAUAUCUUUUAAGUCAGGUGAUGUGAUCGCAAAAGCCACCAUGUUGGUCGGUGACAAGGUCCAGUUCAACAUCUCAACCAACAGCGUAACGAAGGAGGAGUGUGCUGUCAACGUGGAUAUUCUGCCAGACACUUUCCAGGCGGACUCUGAAGAGCAACGAAAGAUAGGGUUUGUAGUCAAGCUGGAUGAUAAUUCCGGGUUCAUCAAGACGCAACAAGACCCGCAGCUAUAUUUUGACAUGAGUGAGGUCAUGGAAGAGACCAAACUCGCUUUGUUUGAGAAGGUUGCAUUUACGAUAGUAUCGAAUGAAGCAGCUGGAGGGGGAAAUCAAGCUGUUAGAAUAAGAAGGCUGAAAAAGAACGUCUUCACGUCUGCACCAAAAUUAUAUGCCUUUGGGAUUAAAGAGAAGCAGAAGAAAAUGGCCAUCAAAUUGCUGAAGGAUCCAAAAGACUAUAUCAAAGAUGAGGUCAAAUCAGGGCACAAAAGCAGUGAAUCAAUGGAUGUAGUCAAGCCAAACAAGGGAAACGACAAGGCAUCACCAUCAAUAACACAUCUGAAGAAGGGAAGUGAAAUUAAACAAGAAAAGACUAAACCUAAAGGAGAUCAGGCAUGGAGCAGAAGCAGGGAAGAUAGUCAACACAGGUAUAGUCGCAGCAGAAGCAGAGAGAAUGGUCGACGCAGGUGUAGUCGGAGCAGAAGCCGCAGCCGAGACAGAGGUAGCAACUACUACAGAAGGUGCAGAAGUUCCAGUCGUGAGAAGAGGGACAGCAGAUACAGACACAGCCGUAGUCGGAGCAGAGACCAUUCAGACAGAUACCGACGGAGUCGCAGCAGAAGCAGAGAUAGGAGCGGCCGAAGUGCCAGGAGGAGAAGUCGCAGCCCAGAUCACAGAGAUGAUAGGUAUAAAAAACAAGGCAGCAGUAAAGAGUCCGGCAUCAAAAAAAGAACCGAAAGCCCCAAGGACAAUGUUGGUGAUGAAUUAUUGAGAAAAAGGAGAGAGCUAAUGGAGCUCAAUGAGUUGAUUGCACGCAAGAAAGCUAUUGUCGCUAUGGAGCAAAAUGUAAAAAAAAUUGAGCCUGAGGUUGAGAUAGACAAUGAACGUGGAAUUAAAACAUUUGAUUAUCAACAUGUGCAUCGGGAUACCAUGUGGAUGCCUGACCUAAAACCAGUCAAGUCCAUCUUAAAGAAACAGUCUGAACUUCCAGAUCCUCAAUCUCAGGCUUCUACAAGCAAGGAAACUGCUGCUUUUGUAAAGAGUGAGAGUCUAGACAUACAAAUGGGAUGCCUUUUGAGUGCUUUUGACUUGAAUGUACCCAUCUACUCCAAAUUUAAAAGUGAUUCUGAGAAUAGUUUGACCACUAAAGGGUCUGAUAAAAUACUGUUACCUCAAAGUGAGGAUCCAGAAUUGGUGAGGAAAAAGAAGCAAUUAGAAGAACUAAGUGAGUCAGUAGCACGCAAAAGAGCGAUAAUUGCCAUGGAACAGAAGACCAAAGCUAUUCGAGAUGCACCUGCAAUGGAAAAGGAAUAUGAGUUUGACUCACACUCAUACGACCAGUUUGUAAUGUCUAAAGAGAACUUAUGGAGCUCUGACAUAAAAUCUGAAGUUCAGCCGAAAAAGUCAAUUUUGAAGAAUCGCUCCGAGUUUCUUAGCUCUCAGAGUAACACAACCUCAGCUGAUGAGUAUGGUCAACCAAGUCAAGAUGAUUCUGCUUUUACAAAACCACCCUCUCAAUCAACAGCAGCUGCUCUGUUAGAUAGGUCCUCAAAUCCACAGCCUGUUCAUUCAGAUACUUUGGGCUUAUUCAACAGGCUCUUAGAGUCUUCAGCAACCUUGCGUGUGGCUGAACCUUCCCCUUUUAACAAGGCAGUUGUCCCACAGUCAGUCACGCAAGCAUCCGAUUUAAGAUCUGUACAUGACUCUAAACCUUCCAGAAUGUCCAAACGUUACAAAUCUCAAGAUGACCAGCACAGGGCAUCAUCUCAUCAGACUCAUGACCACUCCCAUAGCAGUAACCCUUCUACAAGUCAGGCCGCACCUUCAGAACAAAAGUGCAACCUUACAACACAAAUGGAGCGCUUCCUUAGUGCUCUCAACAAGGCAGACUCCAGUAUAGUAAGCUCAUUGUUUCAAGAGGCUAGAAAAGAUCUGGCAUUAAUGGGCACCCAGAAGGCCCCUCAACCACACUUAGAUAGCAAUAUUCCUUUCAUGGAUGAGUUAUAUGAUCCUUUUAAGGAAAACGAUGAUGAGGAUCAGCCUCUCUUUAUAGGGAGAGGUGGGAGUAAACAUUUUGUCCGAGAACAAAUUAAAAGCCCUGUGAAGACUGAAACCCGUUUCGAUGACCUCAGAAAAGAUGACCUCUUGCCUCGUGAGAGAGCUGUAAAGGAUGGUAGUGACACUUCUUGGCUUUUUGGAAUGCAAUAUAAUGUAGAACCUACUGCAAAAGCUGAGAGUAAGAAACCCUAUGGUCAUCAGUUGGUUGCAGAUAAUUGGAACAUGCAUGAAGAAGAUCCAAAUCGCUUCAAGCGAAGGAAUCAUUAUGAAGGGGACACUGAUUUGUAUGUAACAGAAAGCAAACGUUAUGCUGAUGACGACAACAAUCUCUAUAAGGAGCAUAGUCAGUCUGUUGAAUACCAGAAUGUCCAUCCAAAUGUCCAGCACUCUUACGUACAGGACAGUGAGAUGCCUGAUAGCAAGUUUAACAAAAGCAUAGCUUUUCAGCAGACUGAAGAAAGCAAUGAAGAUAAAGACAAAAAGGCAGAGCACUUUGAAAAAAUUCAGAGUCUUCUUCAAACAGUUGGACUUCAUCUAGACACAGCAGAGGUUAGCAAAUUGGCAGAUAGGACAAAAGAGCGGUUGUAUGGUAAGACGAUAAAACCUCAUAGUGCAUCCUUUGACCAAAAAAGGGAGCAAUCAAUGAGUGGAUCAGAGCGAAGGGGUAGAAGUAGGGCAGGUUCCUCGGACUCCGAUGGCUUCCGUUCUGUUUCCCCAGCUCAGUCCUCUAAUCGUAAGGUUUACAUGAGCUACAAGGACUCUGUUAAAUACAGAGAUGAGCACAAAGUGGAAGAUGUAGACCUAACUGGCCUUAAAAGAACCGUCAUGAACUUGAAAUCAACAAAAGGCACACAAGAACCUUCCAAACCUUCAUCUGAGUCGACAACAGUUUCUGAAGUUUCAUACCAACCUGCAUCCACAUAUGGUAUAUCCACAGCUCAACCUGGCAGUUCCCAGUAUGCUCAAAAUUCCACCAUUCCCACUUUAACGUCACAAUAUUCCUACCAUAGUAAUGAACAAAAUCUUUGGGGUUCUGCCUCUGCUUUGGAUAGCAGUCAGAACACUAAUUUGCAGUAUCUUGCAUACCCCUAUGGCUUUGUACCUCCACCCCCUAAUCUAUGUUAUGCCAGUGGUUUGCAAGCAGUGGCUCAACAUAUGAUGUCUGCCUAUAGUUCAUACCCUACACAAAUGGGCAAUCCUUAUUCUGUGCCCCAUCCACUCACCAUGCCAAUUCCCUAUGGGCCCCCACCUGUCUCCAACCCUCUCCUCCUCUCUUCCACGAAUUUGUCGUACCCUACCCUACGUGCUGGUCAUAACCUAAUUGACAUAAAGACACAACCUGUUAGGUGUCUCAAAACAAUAGAAAUGACAAAAACAGUGAAAAUGGAAGAAGUAAUUGUGUCAGUUAAUUCUAAAGCAAAGCCAAAAAGAAAAGCGAGAAAGAAAAAGAAAGCAAUGAACACUCAAGCAAAUAACAGUCCAGCAAAAAGUUUGCAGGAGGCGGCAGGGAUAAAACUGGUUUCUACCAUAACCGAGGAUGACAUCAAGGCUAAACAGAAGAAACGGCUUGAACAGUUUAACCAGAGAAUGAAGCUGAAGAAAGAGCAGCAAAUGGAAGCCCAGCGAUCACGUGGACAAAAUCGGAAUUCUGCACCAGGUACAAGUACCCCCAGUGAGAAAAAAAAUGUGUGGAUUUGUGGCCACUCUCUGGUGUUUUGGGCUGAGAAGAGGGCUACCUCCCCUGAGUUCGGUAUGCAGUUGGGCAUGCACCCAGACAGCGUACGAAUCUGGUGGAAGGGUGUGCAGGGCAUGAAGUGGGAACAGCUCUUGCCUUUACUGCUCCAGCUCAAAGACAACUGGCCCAAACCUGACGUGCUUAUAAUCCACUUGGGGGGAAACGACAUCAGCACAACCGCUCCAGAGGCCUUCAUUGAGACUGUGAAGAAAGACCUGACCUCAAUGAAGAGCAUAUUCCCUGAAUGCCUGCUGGUGUGGUCCAAUACCCUUCCACGACAAACCUGGAGGGGUUCAGAAGAUGGCAAAGAAAUGGACAUCAUACGCUCGGCCAUCAAUGACAGCAUACAUCAAAUUAUGACUGAACGUGGUGGCUCUGCUUUGAGCCAUAACAACAUUAAGCCAGAUUUGGGACUUUAUAGACCAGAUGGUGUUCACCUCUCUGGUAAAGGCAUUGAUACCUUCAAUCUGAAUUUACAGGACUUUCUGGAGAAGUGGGAAAGUGAGACUGAGACAAAGAUGGAGACAUCUGACCCAUCUGUUUAAAAAAAAAAAAAAAUGAAAUUCCUGAAAAUGUCAUUUGUUUUAUUCUGCUAAUGCAGAUGCCACUUAUAAAUUGCCAUUUCUGUCUUGUGAUUGUGUUUAUUGUUGUUCUUUUGUAACUUAUAAAUGCAUUGUAAUACAGCCUAGAAUGAAAUGUAAUCUGACUUUUUUUCUAUGCAUGCAAACAUUUUGUUCAUCUGUUAGAUAAAGUUUUUACAUACUUUGUUUUAUGUAUUCAGUUAAGUAUCAAAUAAAAAUGAGAAAAUUUUAUCACUUUA